Messenger RNA from Anthostomella pinea, 1482 nucleotides. The record is from the annotation of a GenBank genome assembly. Lineage: Eukaryota; Fungi; Ascomycota; Sordariomycetes; Xylariales; Xylariaceae.
AUGAAAGCCGCUGUGGCAGCUAUUCUGCUGCCGUUCCUGGCGCAACUCACACAUGGAGCAGCUCCGUUACAGGCGAGAGAUUUCCAUCAGAGGUUGGGGAAGCGCUUCGGAAUGAAGCACAUGGCCCUGGACGACGAGCAUCUUGACAUUGUGGGAAACAAGACCUUUGAACAGAUCCUCGACCACAGCGACCCCAGCAAGGGGACGUUCAGUCAGCGAUUCUGGUGGAAUGCCGAGUUUUACGAGGAAGAUGGCCCAAUUUUCCUCAUCAACGGGGGCGAAAUCGCGGCCGAUUACGUGAUGGGAUACUUACAGAACACUACCUUGACAGGCCACUAUGCCUAUCGGCUUAAGGGGGCCGUCAUCUUACUCGAGCACAGGUAUUGGGGCGAGUCUGUGCCCUUCGACACCUUAACGGCGGAAACACUGCAGUAUCAUACCCUGCCGAACGCCGUUGCGGAUAUGAUAAACUUCGCGCAGAAUGUGGACUGUGAGUUCUGCGAGGGCGGCAAUUUCGCCGCCUACCACGCCUCGUCCGCCGUCGUCGAAGCAAUCGAAGACUUCUGGGAGUACUUCACGCCCAUCGAAGCCGGCCUGCCGCGGAACUGCAGCGCGGACGUGAAACGCGUGAUCCGGCACAUCGACACGGUCCUAGCCUCAAAUGACACGGACGACAUCACAACGCUCAAGACCCGCUUCGGGCUGGCAGCCCUGGAGCACGACGACUUCGCCCAUCAGCUGACAUAUCCGCUCUUGGAGUGGCAGGAGGACCAGCAGCCGACGCUCGACUUCUGCAACGCGAUCGAGUCCGCCGGUGCCAACUAUACCAAGCAUACGGCCAACUCAGGCUACGGAGUCAGCUUGGUGGCCGCGCUCGACGCCUAUGCUGCCUAUGUCAAGAAGACUUCAAAAUGUGGUGAGGACAGCGCUCGCUGCAACACGCACAACCCCGCGCUGGUGUGGAAUACGCCCGAUGAGAAGGUGAAUAGGCCGUGGGAAUGGAUGAUCUGCAAUGAAUCCUUUGGCUGGAACCAAGUCGGCCCGCCCGAAUCCGACGGCACCAACAUCGUCAGCUCCUUCCUGCGCCCAGAUUAUUUCGAGCGCCGCUGCCCGCUCGAGUUCCCGGAGACGGCGGGCGUCAAGACGGGCGAGGCCCUGGGCUUCACACCGGAGCACCUCAACCUGUUCACAGGGGGUUGGGACGCGCCCUACGAGAAGGUCAUAUUCGUCAACGGCCGCGUCGACCCCUGGCGCAGCGCCACCGUGGCCAGCGACACGCGGCCUGGCGGCCCCAUCAUUGCCGGGACCGGUGCUGCGGCGCCGACUUUCGUGGUGGAGGACGGCGAUCACUGCCCGGAGCUGGAGAUCGACGAGGGCGAUCCGUCUACUUGGCCCAUUGUCCAGGAGAGUGUCAAGAUUAUGGGUGGGUGGUUGGCGGAGUGGACGCCGGCUGGGAAGGCGGGGAGGAGGCGACGGGGGUAG